CCGAUUAAUAUUAUUGCGUCACCGCCUUUACCUUCAACAACAGCCUACACGAACCGCGAUCCAUAUUCGCAGAGCGCUUCGGCACGCACCGCUACGUGUCAAUACAAAGAACCUUGUCAGAAUAUGGUGACUAUCAGAAGGCGGUCAUGACUGAAAGCACGCAACAGGAGCUGGACCAAUCUCGUUUGCAGCCACAAAGCGUCCAGCCCUCAACAGCGUUAACAGACCCGGGAUCUGCUGCGCCGAAUUCAGGACGAGGAAACGCAGAAAAGCGAACCUCGGAGACUCAGAAGCCGGAAACUGAUACAACAUCCGACAAAGCGACCGCAGCUUUUAUUCGGCGAACCCUUUGCGCUCACAACGUUCUACUUGGGAACGGCGAGAAGGGCGGGACUGCGCCUCGCCCAAUCGAUGAGCUCCUUCCACCAUUGACAAGCUCAAACGAGGUCGAUCUCCAACUGUACGGUAUCAUCUCGGUAAUCAUUAAAGAGUUUGUGCAGACAUGGUACUCGAAGAUCACGCCAGACCAUGUAUUUGUCAACGAAGUCAUCCAGGUCAUUGCGCACUGUACGAGAGCACUUGAGCAACGUCUGAGAAAGGUCGAUCUAGAAGGUCUUCUGCUGGACGAAAUCCCGGGGCUUUUGGAAGAGCAUCUGAUCGCAUUUCGCCUCGCAAAGCGGCAAGCCUCGUCUCCACAAUCACUAGUGUCAGAUCCACGUCUCAUCUACCACACGCUAUACCCACACCCUGCUUUAUCUCCUGUCCCGGUCGAUGCUGUGCCGUCGACAUAUGUCGAGCAGCGGGAGAGCGAGUCCGCCUGGCGCCAGCUUAUUAUCCAGGGGGUCUUGGCUGUAUUGCUUCCCACCGAUGAUCUCAAGAACGGAUGCCUAAGAUCCCUAGUGGCGGAGAUCUUUGCAGAGAUGAUAUUAGGAAGCGGUAUUAGCGGGAAAACCUGUGAAGGGUGGCUCUUAUGGGAAGCCAUUGGAAGGAUUGCAGAUAUUCUCCAGACUGAUCCUGACCAUGAUGACGUUCAUUCAUCAGACGACGGAGCCUCAGUCGAGGACUUGAGUCGUCUGGAACGCUUCGGGCUAUUGCCAUCACAAGCCGAAGAGCAAAGUGAUUCGAACAGCGCGCCAGUCGCUGAUGCGAAACGUUACGAGUCCGCAUGCAUGUCUGCUUCGGGCUUGUUCUGGAUGGCCAUCCAAUGCGCAUUUCUGGCGUUUACUGCGCUGCGCGCAUUCGUUCUAACUAUAGUCACAGCAUCAUCUUUGCCUUCAAGGUCUUUGGCAGACGGGCCAAUAUCGAUGGAAGAGAGCCACCAGUCACUCUCGUCAGAGAUGGAGUCUCAGGCCUCAACGCUUUUACUGGAUGUUAAACGGCCUAUCGUGAGCAUGAAGCUGUGGAGCUGCGCAGCGCAAUUUGUGGAGUUGGACGUCCGCAUGCCUUGGCUGACCGGCUUCGUCUCGAUGUUGCACUGUGGAGCGUUGUUCGGCCCAGGAAGGGUGGGUGACACUGACGGUGUAUUGGACAGGUGAGUUGCGAUAAAUUUCUUCCUUGAUACCAUGGUUGGCCAGCAGCAUCUGCAUCCAAGCCCAGUGCAACACAACGUGCAGAAAGGGCCGCAUUCGAUUUUGGUCACUUGACUUCGCCUCAGCGAAUGCGACGGCCCGCAGACCCUCACACGGUCAUACCCCGGUUUGGGGGUGCGCCGAUGUAUGCAACCCGUACCGGGCGGCAAUUCGAC
Didymella exigua CBS 183.55 is the source of this 1744-nucleotide messenger RNA. RefSeq lists its product as uncharacterized. The coding region runs from base 147 to 1535 and encodes 462 amino acids. The record is from RefSeq and is a predicted model, not a curated record. Gene Ontology annotation, molecular function: phosphatidylinositol binding. NCBI's taxonomy places the organism in Eukaryota, Fungi, Ascomycota, Dothideomycetes, Pleosporales, Didymellaceae. Gene Ontology annotation, biological process: protein targeting to lysosome; endosome to lysosome transport; early endosome to late endosome transport. Gene Ontology annotation, cellular component: early endosome; extrinsic component of endosome membrane; late endosome. The transcript is spliced from 2 exons.